Molecule: messenger RNA, 2421 nt
Organism: Epithele typhae
Lineage: Eukaryota; Fungi; Basidiomycota; Agaricomycetes; Polyporales; Epitheliaceae
Exons: 11
Coding region: 1-2421 (806 amino acids)
Source: RefSeq, a predicted model, not a curated record
AUGGGAAAAAAGAAGAACGCCGCCCCCAAGACGAAAGGACGACCUCCCGCUGUCGGACGCUCGGUCCAAAAGUGGGCCGACGAAGCUAUCAAGCUCCCGAAAGUCCAAAUGCUCCUGCGACAUGCCGACAACAAGAUUGAGCCCAAAAAGUUUCUGGAGCCCGAAGACGUGGAAGAAACGCCCUCCGAAACGGUCACCAUUCUUCAAGCCGUCGAGAUGUAUCUUUCAUUGAGAUACAAAAAGGAGCACGACGUUCCCCAUGGAGCGGAUGAUUCAUGGAGCGGGGCUGGUGACCCGGUGGCACCCAAUGAUGCUGCCGAUCUCGCAAGCUCGGUCGCGGAUGCAGGAGGAGCAUCCAAGGACACGGCGACUUCGACCAACCCGCAGCCUUCGAUGACAGCUAUCAAACAGUACUUCAAGGAGCGGGCGAAAAUCCUUCGGGCUACGGCUCGCAAGUCCAAUGCGUCCGAUGCGCCGAAGCCCAUCUUCCCUGAGUUUCCGCCCCUCAUGCCAAAGAUCACCUUCCCGACUGCGAAGCACCUCUGGAUGAGGGAUCAAGACAGCGGCGCCUUUACGAACCCUGGAAACAUCGGCAAGAAGAGCAACCCCGGUGUAAUGAUGAAGAACGCCACAGAACGCUGGAAUCAGCUCAGCGACGAGGUCAGGGAGGUCUACGAACAGCAGGCCAGGUCCCUGAAGGAGCAAGCUCUUCAGGCAGCUGUGGAGCCACCGGAUUCGGAUAGGCUUUACAGGCAGUCAGAACUGCUCGCGGAGUUCUUGGAGGCGAUCUGUGCAUACGUCAAACGUGAAACGAAUUACGACCUGAACAUAAUGGCGACGGGGCUACCCAAGGGGCAACCUCAUACCAUAUGGUUGAGCACGGGUCAUGACUCUCAAGGACGGACCUUCUGGAAGACCCUGAUGGACGCCAAGUCAUAUCUUCCAGAUGAGCUCGAUUUCAUCGCUGCGGGUUUCUCAAUGAACUUGCACAACACGGUGCAAAACGGGGCCAUUUUGGUGACUGACAGGCUGGCAGACAGUGAUAUCGUCGCGCGGGUUGAAAGCGAUGGCGAUGUUCGGCAGCAGAUGCACGCGCGCGCGGAGGACACCGCGACGAACGAGGAGGCGCGGGGUCACACGUUUGAAGCACCCCCUCCACCAGGCGUCAUCCCUGCCAUCGACCAUGGCGAGGUCUCUCAGCCCUGGACACUGCCGGCCCACAUCUUCCAUGCUCGCCUCUCCCGCGCUCUAGCCUCUGUGAAGAUUGUAGCUAAUCUCGCCGACAUAGAUGCCGGUGGCCCAGCUGCAUUCAACGACGGAGCCAACGAUUUGGAUGCGCUCACAUUUGCGCUAGGACAAGACACGGAGACCGUCGUGGCGCCCGCCUUGCGCACGCUCAACGAGGUUGUCGAUCAGCCGGACGUCGACCGCCGCGAUCGCCUCGAAAACCCCGACCAGCACGAGGGCGUCGUCUGGCGCGGGGUCGAGCAGUCCGUCGUCCACCAGUCCAUCGUCCGGGAUGACGUCGAGCAGCCCGCCGUAGUUGACCAGCACAUCGUCGUCGAGCAACCCAUAGAGCAGCCCGUCGUCGUCGACCAGUCCAUCGUCGUCGAGCAGCCCAUAGAGCAGCCCGUCGUCGUCAAGCAACCCGUCGUCGUCAAGCAGCCCGCCGUCGUUCAAGAGCAGCACAUCGUCGUCGAGAAACCCAUAGAGCAGCCCGCCGUCAUCAAGCAGUCCGUCGUCCAUCAGUCCAUCGUCCGGGAUGACGUCGAGCAGCCCGCCGUCGUUCAAGAGCAGCACAUCAUCGUCGAGCAACCCAUAGAGCAGCCCGUCGUCGUCAAGCAACCCGUCGUCGUCGAGCAGCCCGCCGUCGUUCAAGAGCAGCACAUCGUCGUCGAGAAACCCAUAGAGCAGCCCGCCGUCAUCAAGCAAGCAGCACAUCAUGUCGAGCAACCCAUAGAGCAGCCCGUCGUCGUUCAAGAGCAGCACAUCAUCGUCGAGAAACCCAUAGAGCAGCCCGCCGUCGUCAAGCAGCCCGUCGUUGUCAACCAGCCCGUCGUCGCCGACCAGCCCGUCGUCGCCGACCAGCCCGUCGUCACCGUCGUCGUCGAGCAGUCCAUCGUCGUCGAGCAGUCCAUCGUCGUCGAGCAGCCCAUAGAGCAACGCGUCGUCGUCCAGCAGCACAUCGUCGUCGAGCAACCCAUAGAGCAGCCCGCCGUUGUCAAGCAGCCCGUCAUCGUCGACCAGCCCAUUGUCGACCAGCCCGUCCUCGACCAGCAAGAGGUCAUCGAACAGGCCACCGGCAUAGAAGAAGCAGCACCUGAACCUCCGAGGCCACGAACUCCUCCCAUGAUGACUCGCAAGCGGCUUACAGGAGUAACGCCGAAGAAGUCAUGGCGCAAAAGGGGUGAUGAUCCGUGA